AUGCAUGCCUAUCUCGUUUACAAUGUAAAUGAGAUAAGGCCUGUCUACGCCUAUAAGAGGAAGUCAUUCACAGCAUCAUUUCGGGCCCCAAAUCACACUGUGAUGGCAGGCCAGGCGGGGAAUGACGGAGACAUCAACUGGCUGAACGAGAUGUCACAUUAUGCCGGGGCGUCUGACUUUGACAGGCCUCGCCUUCUACUGCCCCGGCGAGUUAGCCAUACCCUUCCUCCACUCGGCGCCAUCGUCCCGUAUCUGGCUAAGGCCAGAUUCAGCGACACGGUGCUGCUCAGGGACUUCACUCUUGACAAUUCCCUAAUCUCGGCACUUGUAGAGCGAUGGCGUCCGGAGACGCACAUGUUUCAUCUCCUGUGGAGUGAGGUCACUAUCACUUUGCAGGACAUGGUGUACCACCUAGACCUACGCGUACAUGGUAACCCCGUUGGGGAGUGCUUCCGUGACUUCGGUAGGUGGUACCACACAGAGACGUGGGCGAUGGUGGAGCAGCUGUUGGGUGCCAGGCCUUUGGUGGCAGCACAGCAGGCUGCGCAGAGGAAAGAGUCCUUCACGCUCAAGCUUGUGUGGCUACGGGAGUAUGUCCGCUAG
Messenger RNA from Arachis stenosperma, 603 nucleotides. Its product is annotated as protein MAIN-LIKE 1-like. The transcript is spliced from 3 exons. Gene Ontology annotation, biological process: meristem maintenance; meristem development. Bases 1 to 603 code for a protein of 200 amino acids. NCBI's taxonomy places the organism in Eukaryota, Viridiplantae, Streptophyta, Magnoliopsida, Fabales, Fabaceae. The record is from RefSeq and is a predicted model, not a curated record.